Messenger RNA from Caenorhabditis angaria, 617 nucleotides. Lineage: Eukaryota; Metazoa; Nematoda; Chromadorea; Rhabditida; Rhabditidae. The record is from the annotation of a GenBank genome assembly.
AUGUCAACGUGUUUGAUUCCAAUUAUCAGCCUGCCAUUGUUGAUUUUUCUAAAAACCGAAAUUCAAAUAAAGGUAAGGGAAAAUUUCCGGAAGAAGAACAGUUAUGACCCACGACAUUCUCUUGUAACUAAACUCCAGUUUUUCAGUACAAAGAAGCCAAAAAACUCAUUAAAAUGUCUCAAACUAAAGAACCCCGUUUGAAUGAUAGCAAUAUGACAAGUUCUGGUAAGUCUCAAAUACAAGAUAGUGUAGAUUGGAAUAAACUUCCAGGAAUCUCAGGGUCUGGAUCAAUGUCACCACCAAUUUCAACACGUCCAUCAUCUGGUCAAGUUUCACCUUUGAUUUCAAAUGGUUCAUUAUCACCCCCACAAUAUGUUGAUGAUCAAGGAGGUGCUGAAUAUUCUGAAUCACCACGUGAUCUUUCGCCACUUUUACUUGCCGAAUUAGCAUGUUUGAAUAUGCGAGAAGUUGUUGCAAGACCAGGACUUGGAACUAUUGGAAGACAAAUUCCUGUCAAAGCCAAUUUUUUUGCUGUUGAUUUGAAGAAUCCAAAAAUGGUUGUUAUUCAAUAUCAUGUUGAAGUUCAUCAUCCAGGAUGUCGAAAAUUAGACAAGUAA